This is a messenger RNA of Lampris incognitus (smalleye Pacific opah), 1049 nucleotides long. It is a transcript of the gene iah1, whose product is annotated as isoamyl acetate hydrolyzing esterase 1 (putative). Bases 73 to 792 code for a protein of 239 amino acids. The transcript has 6 exons. Lineage: Eukaryota; Metazoa; Chordata; Actinopteri; Lampriformes; Lampridae. The record is from RefSeq and is a predicted model, not a curated record. Gene Ontology annotation, molecular function: hydrolase activity, acting on ester bonds.
CGGAUGUUUGUUCAUGCUGUAAUGUGAAACCUCAAAUUUAUAUGCUCAAAUCAGCGUCCUUCCAGGUUCACCAUGUCCACACUCAAAGCUGUAAUUUGGCCUCAAGUGGUUUUAUUUGGGGAUUCCAUCACCCAGUUUUCAUUCCAAGCCAAUGGAUGGGGCUCAGAGAUUGCCAACAAACUUGCCAGGAAGAGUGACGUUAUAAACAGAGGACUGUCAGGUUACAACUCCAGGUGGGCCAAGAUUCUUCUGCCUCGCCUCAUCCCCAUCCAAGACCAAGCAAACCGCAGCAUAGCAGCUGUAACCGUCUUCUUUGGGGCCAAUGACUGUGCUCUUGAAGAUAAGAAUCCCCAGCAGCAUGUCCCUCUGCAGGAAUACUCAGACAACCUGAAGGAGAUUGUCCGACACCUGGCCUCAGCAGGCAUACCCACAGACAAAGUCAUCUUCAUCAGCCCGCCUCCUCUUCACGAGCCAGCCUGGGAGAAGGAGUGUUUGCUGAAAGGAUGUCCUCUGAAUCGUCUCAACUCGGUUGCAGGGCAGUAUGCCCAGGCUUGUGUUCAGGCAGCUGGUCAUUGUGGGGCAGACGUCUUGGACCUCUGGACACUCAUGCAGAAAGAUGGACAGGACUACACUGCCUACCUGUCCGACGGACUGCAUCUCUCAGACAAGGGCAACCAGUUUGUGGCCCAGCACCUGUGGAGGCUGCUGGAGAGCCGUGUGGCCGGCCUGCCCUUCAUCCUGCCCUACUGGGGAGAUGUGGAUGCACAGAACCCAGAGAGCAGCCUGCUGUGACCAGGGAGGAAGCCUCAUUCGCAAAGUUUUUCCUUUUUGAGAUACCACUUGUUCACUGUGCCCAAAUAUACUGAGGAAGUGGAUGUGUCCUUUAGCUGGCAUUCCUUUAUUUCUAAAGCCAGAGUCUUUUUGGCAAGUGGAGCAUUCAAACUGUGGAGGAAAAUGAAAUGAUAAUCCAGUGACCCUGCAGUUCACUGUGAUAAAGGGAUGGUUGAAAUGAUUGGGUGUGAGGAAAAAAAACACAUUGUAGUUGUUCU